Galeopterus variegatus (Sunda flying lemur) is the source of this 786-nucleotide messenger RNA. Its product is annotated as liprin-alpha-1-like. The record is from RefSeq and is a predicted model, not a curated record. Gene Ontology annotation, cellular component: presynaptic active zone. The coding region runs from base 1 to 786 and encodes 261 amino acids. The transcript is spliced from 3 exons. Gene Ontology annotation, biological process: synapse organization. Lineage: Eukaryota; Metazoa; Chordata; Mammalia; Dermoptera; Cynocephalidae.
AUGCAGAUGACUGAUUUGGAAAAUAAUUCUGAAACUGGGGAGUUACAACCUAUACUGCCUGAAGGAGCUUCAGCUGCCCCUGAGGAAGGAAUGAGUAGCGACAGUGACAUUGAAUGUGACACUGAGAAUGAGGAGCAGGAAGAGCACACCAGUGUGGGUGGAUUUCAUGACUCUUUCUUGGCACAGCCCCCAGAUGAAGUGCUCACCAACUCCAGCCCAAGAAUUCAGGGAGCCGUCAGUCCUUCCCAGGAGGUGACUGCACACAUUCCUAUGAUGUGUGAGGUGAUGCCAACCAUCAGUGAAGCCGAAGGCUCCCCAGGAGGAAGUGGGAGCCAUGCAUCCGGCUCCCCUUCACGGGCAGACGCAGAUUCACAUUUUGAACAGUUGAUGGUCUCCAUGCUGGAAGAAAGGGACCGACUUCUUGACACUCUUCAAGAGACUCAAGAAACGCUGGCAUUAACCCAGGGGAAAUUACACGAAGUUGGUCAUGAAAGAGAUUCCUUGCAGAGACAGCUCAAUACUGCACUUCCACAGGAGUUUGCUGCACUUACGAAGGAACUGAAUGAAUGCAGGGAACAGCUUCUGGAAAGGGAAGAAGAAAUUGCUGAACUGAAAGCAGAAAGGAACAACACCAGGCUGCUUUUAGAACAUCUCGAAUGCCUUGUCUCUAGGCACGAGAGGUCUCUCAGGAUGACUGUGGUGAAGAGACAGGUACAGUCCCCAGCAGGUGUGUCCAGCGAAGUCGAAGUGCUCAAAGCACUGAAUGUAACAGAUCUGAGAAUAUAG